Molecule: messenger RNA, 1557 nt
Organism: Nannizzia gypsea CBS 118893
Lineage: Eukaryota; Fungi; Ascomycota; Eurotiomycetes; Onygenales; Arthrodermataceae
Product: serine/threonine protein kinase
Exons: 1
Coding region: 1-1557 (518 amino acids)
Biological process (GO): protein phosphorylation
Molecular function (GO): protein kinase activity; ATP binding
Source: RefSeq, a predicted model, not a curated record
AUGGCGGAAGUUAUCCUUGGGGUUGCUGGCCUGGCAAUCGGGGUCCCAGGCGUACUCGACAUUGUGCAGAAACUCGGCAAGGAGUUGAAGCAAAGAAUCAAAAGAUAUGAUCCAGACCACAAAAAACUGACCGACCUCAUAAUUCAAACAAACCAGUCACAGUCCCAUGAAAUGAUGCAUUACUUUGUGAGCGAGGGAAAUGCGAUACCAGAGGACCUUCAGAGCGAGUUGCUGGCGCUCUUCCAGGCGCUACGCAGCAUCUACGAGGAACUUCUGGCCGUACUUCCUCCUGACCCGACGAAUUACAAGUUGAGCGAAAAAGGGAAGCGUAGGAUCGAUGCAGCUGUCCGCAAGCUCGAGGAUUGGAAUGAGCGUUUUCUAAAAAGAGCAAUCGUUUUUGUGCUUUUUGGACGUCAUGUUCGCGAGCCGGAUUCGUUGAAAGAUCCUAGUGCUACUGAGAACGAAGGGGGACUUCUAGGAGUAAAGAAAAUUGAGCGACUGCGGGACGCUGUUGAGACGACAUUGAGCAAGAGCAGAUCACCAUCACAGCAACUUUCGAUAGUAGACCCGGAACCAGAUGAUCGCAAUCCCUUGGCUUUCUCAUCGCUUCAGUUAUGCCGACCACGGGAUCCAGCUAGGAGGCCUUUUUUGGCGGAGUAUCGAACUUACAGUGACGACGCCAGCGAGAGGGAUAUCCAAGGCCAACGGAAGAUAGUACGCGAGGUGGCGGCGGUUUUGCACGAAGCCGAUCCCAAAAUGAUGGGAGUUUUACAUUGUCAUGGCUUCUACUGGGACGCCGCGCAGAACCGUUUUGAGCUUCGAUUCCAUUUCCCGCCGGGCUUGUCAAGACCAAGAACUUUACUAGAUCUGCUUUGUGACCCAGACACCCAGAAGCGGGGAGCUAAGCAUCCCCUUAACCAUCGCAUCCGUCUGGCCAAAAGUAUUGUCUCCGCGGUAUUUGUCCUGCACUCAGCAGAUCUCGUGCACAAGCAAAUCCGGCCAGACAACAUCGUCGUCUUCGAUCAGGAAGUCGAUAAUACUUCUGACUCGGACCAAAGGCAUCAACAAUACCCUUAUGUCUUGGGUGACCCGUUUCUGUUGGGAUAUGAUGCCGUCCGUAAAGCAGACGCGGCGUCCCUGAUGCUGCAUGUGGAAGACUGGAAGAAGAACAUUUAUCUGAGCCCCGAUCGGCAUCGACUCCAACCGGGCGACGAGUUCCGCAUGGAGCACGACAUAUAUAGCCUUGGAGUUGUUUUGCUAGAGAUCGCGUUCUGGGCAUCUUUCCAGGAUCGACGAUCCCCUAGUAUAGGGCAUCUCGUUUGGCACGAUUCUAAAUCUCUGCGGUCUCCGGAGCAAUUGAAGCAGGUUUACCUCUCCUUGGCUUCUGGUCCUGUGGCACGGCUCAUGGGGCAGCGAUAUGCUGACGUGGUGCGGGCAUGCAUCAAUGGCCUGGAGGACAAAGUCCAAGAGAGAUCCCUGGAAGAUGUUGAUGGGAUAAUUGUUGGGACUGCAUAUAUUACUGAGAUUAUUAGAGGACUCGAGGAAAUAAGGCUCUAG